UAGAGGGCGCCGGCAAGGGGCAAAGCCGAAGAUCAGGGUUGACUCUUCUGCCAUCUCAUCCAUUGCAAAUCGGAGAAGGGAAAGAUUUCAAGGGGCGGGGGGUGUUGUUUGAGGGAAACAAGGCACCUGGACCGGGGCCCGGUUUAUUUAAACCGGAGGGCAACGGAGCUCUUUCCUCUCCCUGAAAAGAGGCUUUGCCCGCGGCUGCUGUGCCUUUAAGAACCGCCCGGUGCGGAGGCAGCUCAGGACUGGGAGCUUUUAAGGGGCUUUUUGCAAAAAAGCCAGGCGGCCGCUCUCUCGCUUUCUCCGCCUCCCUUGCUGGAUCUGCACCGGUGCCACAGCCAGAGAUGGAGGAGCGACUCAUCUGGCCGUGACGUGACCGGGAGUCGCCAUUCGCGUGGAAUUGUUUUGCACGGUUUGGAGACGCGGGAUCGGCGAGGUGUUGCUGGUGGUUCAAAGGAAAGGGGCGGAGCUAGGAGAAGUCCUUCUUAAUUCCAACAUCCUGGCCAGAACCAUGCCAUAGAGCUCAAGGUCUCUCCAAGCACAUCAUCCGGAAGUGGGAGUUGCCAAUAAAGGUGUGAGCAGCUGGUGGGACCAUGCCACACCACCGAGGCUGUCUCCGGUUACUGGCUGCUUUCUGCCUCACCUUCCUUUUCCUCACGUUCACCGCCUCUUAUAAACCUGUCAUCGUUGUCCAUGGCCUGUUUGACAGCCCUUCUGACUUCCAGCUUUUGCUUAAUUUCAUCAAUGAGACUCAUCCAGGAACCAACGUUUCAGUUGUGGAUUUGUUCGACCGAACGGAAAGCUUGAAAUCUCUAUGGAUGCAAGUGGAGGGGUUCCGACAAGCGAUUUACCCCAUUAUGCAGAAUGCUGUCGACGGGGUCCACCUUUACUGCUACUCACAAGGAGGACUCAUUUGUCGUGCUCUGCUUUCUACGAUGCCCGACCACAAUGUGGACACAUUCAUCUCUCUCUCCUCCCCGCAAAUGGGGCAAUAUGGGGACACCAAGUACUUGAAGUGGCUCUUUCCACACUACAUGAAAAGCAACCUCUACCGCCUCUGCUACACACAGCUGGGUCAAGAUAUUUCCAUCUGUAACUACUGGAAUGACCCACACCAUCGAGAUCUUUACCUCAACAAUAGCAAUUUCUUGGCCGUGUUGAAUGAUGAGAGAUUCCACCCCAAUGCAAGUGCGUGGAAGAGAAACCUUUUGCGUAUCCGCAAGCUGAUCCUGAUCGGCGGCCCAGAUGACGGGGUCAUCAUGCCCUGGGAAUCCAGUAUGUUUGCCUUCUACGAUGUUAAUGAGACGGUAAAGGAUAUGACAUCUCAGCCGGUCUAUCUCCUCGACACGUUCGGCUUGAAGACUCUGGACGCUCGUGGCGACAUUGUUUUCUGCAAAAUGGCCAAUGUCUCUCACACGAACUGGCACUCCAACCGCACCGUCUAUGACACAUGCAUUGACAAAUGGCUGACGUAGCUGGCCAAGCCUGGGAAAAGGAAGAGGAAGAAGAAGGAGAAGAAGGAGAGAGAGAGAGAGAGAGUCCAAAAACUCUUGAGCUUUGUUCUCUGACCUCAACUUGGCAUUUAUUGUCCCACAGUGAAAACAAUUCAUCUGCCUGUAACUUUUCUAGGAAUGGAUUAUUAUUAUUUUUUUCAGCAGCAGAAGAACUUUUUCCCUGCAGGACUGGUGGAAGCUAGUAGCAAAUUUGGGUGCUCGAAGAUGCUGCGUGGAAGGCCUCAAAUGAACUGGAUCCUUAGUCCUUUGUUGUGGCUAAACUACCACACAAAACAAACAGACAAAAAAGAAGACCGCAAACAGAUUACAGUUACGUGUAAUCAAAUAUAUCCAAAAGUCAUAUUUUCUAGUAGCCAGCCUAUGGCAGAAACACAGUAACUGUGAGAACUGGAGGUAUUUACUCUUUUUAGGUUUCAACUCUGGUGUUUAGCGUCAUUUGAUCUCCAGUUUGGAAAUGUUUUAGUUGCGUAGAUUAUAUUUUUCAUAUUGUAAUAAUGCAACAGCUAUCCAGGACUGGGUUUAAAAGAGACCAGGCCAACGUUUGUGAGAACAAAUUCAGGGGGGAAAAAAUCUUACCGUUGAUCCCCUCAGUUAAUUUGAGUUUUGUGCUCCAAUUAUUGCUUUGACUUUCACCAGAGUGGGAAGAAAAGUAAAUGUGUAAACUUUGAUCCAGAAUCCAGUUUGACGCCACUAAAGAAAACGCCAAUGGAAUGCCAGAAAACCCAAAUAACUCAAGAGUUCCAGCGGAAAGCAUAUUUUUGUGUGUGUGUUUCUUUACAUAACCAAGCUGGAAAUAGCUCAAGGAUCCCUGCCUCCAGUUAUACAUCAAAAUCAAUAUUAUAAAUUAUCAAUUGACUUUGGGAGGGCAGAUUGGAUCGGUGUAUACGGUAUUUCCUCUCUCCUUAGAAGCACAACCUCAGGAUGGCAACAGAAAGCCAAUUUAGAUAAAAAUGUUCAUGAUCUUGAUUUUAUUUUUUAAAAAAAUGUGUAUUUAAGAGUGACUAGCCAUUUUUAAGAGACCAGAACUUUCAAUAAGGUGACCUUUCUUUCUCCCUAUUUCUAGAGCAGAAGCUUCAUAGCUUUGCGUGCAAACAGUAUUAAACUCUUACAUUUUUAUCAAGUUACAAUAAGAUGUUUACAUGGACUCAGGUUUAACUUUUAACAUUAGAUCAGGUAUGAAGGAGGAAAUGAGUUAAAUUUAAACUAAGAUUCCAAGCGGAUGCUUAUCAUUAGACAUGAGGUGUGUGUAAAGUAUCUUUUGCCUUCCAGAUGUUUUUGAACUUAAGUCCCAGAUUCUGGGGGCUGCUGGUGGUUUAGCAGCAUCUGGAAGCUUACAGCUGUGUACUUCAUGUAAAAAGUCUUUACAAAUGAACUUGGCAACCUUCUUACAGUGAAAAUAUUCUUUGGGGGAAGCAAUCAAGAAUGUGACACACACAUACCUGUAGUUUAAAGUGAUACAAUCCUGUUACUUGAAAACGUUGGCUUAAAAAAGUUACUAAAAGUUUUUCUUCUGAAAUCCCCUUUUACAUAUUUCCAGCUGGCUUCUAUCCUUCAUAAGGACUUCCAGUCAUUAUGGUUUGUGAGCUCUGGUUUACAGUUUAACCAUGAUGGGGGAGUUGAACCACUAGAGAUUCUGGGCAUCCACCUUUGGCUUUGGGUAUCCCCAAAUUCUCCCUUUUGCUUGUUUAGGAGGAAGUGACACAACUGAGUUGCCUUCCAGUAAAUAAAGCGACCCACAAAUUUGACACAGAGGGAUUACAGCAGUGGUGGGAUUCUGUCAGUUCGGACCGGUUCGGGUGAAUCGGUAGCUCCGACGAUCAGAUGGGCCCACCUGCCCACGCUAUUUUCCUACCGUGUUUUCCCAAAAAUAAGGCCCUGUCUUAUAUUUUUCUGAACCCCGAAAUAAGCGCUUGGCCUUAUUUUCGGGGAAGUCUUAUUAUUUUAGGGCACGUGGAGCAAGACGGGGAUCUUCUUGCCAUCUUACCUGAUUUCCAGCUGUCUCCCUAACCCUAACCAGAGGAAAUGGCGGGGACCGGCUAUGCAUGUGUUUAAAUAUUUUUAGAGAGGGCUUAUUUUCUAGGGUGGGCUUAUUUUCAGGGAGGGCUUAUUUUCAGGGGAGGGCUUAUUUUUGGGGAAGGGCUUAUUUUCAGGAAAACAUGGUACCUUUAUCUCCUUAGCUGAUUUGCGCAGCAGAGCUAAUUGCCGCACGAAUCAGCUGUGUUACUCCUCCGAAGAAACACGGAAGUGAAGAUUUCUUCAAAAUGUGCACGCGCGCACAGCAUGCGUUACGUGUGGGCGUGCGCAAAGCAUGUGAUCACCGAACCGGUUAUUAAACCGGGAGGAUCCCACCACUGGACCAGAAAUUUGCCAGUCUAUUGAACUAGAAGCACUUGUGACUUUUUUGAUGCCCUCCAGCAGGGUGGGGAUAGGAUCAGGUUUUCAGGGAAAAAAUAAUUUUGAGAGAAAACUCUGAGAAUCAAACAAGAGACUCUCAAGUGUCUUUUGAUUUGAAUACUAGAACAACAUCUCUCCAUACAAGAGUGUGAUAUUACCUCAGACUGUUACGGUGAGGCAGGAUUAUCUGAAGAGGUGUGUUCCUUGUUUUGUUGCUUUUUGCAAAAAAAAAAAUUGGGGAUCAGAAACACUUGCUAAUUUGCUACAGGUAGCCCAGAAAACAAGCAAUUCAUCCCAAUCCGUUUUCUCUCCAAGGCCGUUCCUUCAUUCAUACAUAAAUAAGUAUAGAGAGCCAGCUUGGUUUAGUGGUUAAGGCACCAUGCUAGAAACCAGGAGACUGUGAGUUCUAGUGCUGCCUUAGCCACGAAAGCCAGCUGGGUGACCUUGGGCCAGUCACUCUCUCUCAGCCCAACCCACCUCACAGGGUUGUUGUGGGGAAAAUAGACGGAAGGAAGUGUAUCUACAUAUGUUUUCCACCUUGAGUUGUUUAUUAAAAUAAUAAAGGUGGGAAGUAAAUAAAUCUCCACAUUCACUCUGUACUAAGUGUGGCAGGAUACCUGGUUUACUGUUGGUCUGGGGCACUUACCCUAGAAGUAUUUCAAAAAUCUUGUCAAUCUUGUCAGAUCUUCAAUCUGGAAAGGAUAACACAGAGGAAUUGUGGCUUGAUCAGAGUACAUGUUACUUUUAUUAUUAUUUGAGACAUAGAUACAUAGAAUAAUAGAAUUGGAAGAGACCUUGGAGGUCUUCUACUCCAACCCCGUUCAAGCGGGAGACCCUUUCAGACAAGUGGUUGUCCAAUCUCUUUUUGAAAGCCUCCAGUGAUGAAGCACCCACAACUUCUGGUGGCAAGCUGUUCCACUGGUCAAUUGUCCUCCCUGUUAGGAAGUUUCUCCUUAAUUCUUCUCUCCUUGAUUAGUUUCAAUCCAUUGUUUCUCAUCUUGCCUUUUGGUGCUUUGGAAAAUAUUUUGACAUCCCCCCUCCUCUUUUUUGUAGGAGCCUCUCAAAUAUUGGAACAUUGCUAUCAUGUUUGAAUGAUCAAGACAAAUGUGUAUCAGACACACUUGUACAAUGCAAAUAAGGUUGUUGUUUGUUUUUUAAAAUCAUUUUUCAUCCCCAUUCUUUACCUGGGGUAGAAACAAGAGUGGAGAAGGAAAGGCAGGAUUCACACCAAUAAAAUCACAAAACACUA
Molecule: messenger RNA, 5160 nt
Organism: Pantherophis guttatus
Lineage: Eukaryota; Metazoa; Chordata; Lepidosauria; Squamata; Colubridae
Gene: PPT2
Product: palmitoyl-protein thioesterase 2
Cellular component (GO): lysosome
Molecular function (GO): thiolester hydrolase activity
Source: RefSeq, a predicted model, not a curated record